AGCGGAGACAGGCGACCCGGCUUCCUUCCGGUUUGCUAGUGGAGGCCGGAAGUGGGGGUUCUAGGGCUGCCGCCGGGUUAGAAGCGCGCUGAGAGUGGCAUUUUAAGCUUCGCCGAGGCGUUCCUGUUCUCACGGCUGUACAGGGAUUUAACCACCACCAUGUCGAGCAAAAGGGCAAAGACCAAGACCACCAAGAAGCGCCCUCAGCGUGCAACAUCCAAUGUGUUCGCCAUGUUUGACCAGUCGCAGAUCCAGGAAUUCAAAGAGGCCUUCAACAUGAUUGACCAGAACCGGGAUGGCUUCAUCGACAAGGAAGACUUGCACGACAUGCUUGCUUCACUGGGGAAGAAUCCAACUGAUGACUACCUGGACGCCAUGAUGAAUGAGGCUCCGGGCCCCAUCAAUUUCACCAUGUUCCUCACCAUGUUUGGGGAGAAGUUGAAUGGCACAGAUCCCGAAGAUGUCAUCAGAAAUGCCUUCGCUUGCUUUGAUGAAGAAGCAACUGGCACCAUCCAGGAGGAUUACCUGAGAGAGCUGCUGACCACCAUGGGCGAUCGGUUUACAGAUGAGGAAGUGGAUGAGCUCUACCGAGAAGCCCCCAUUGACAAAAAGGGGAAUUUCAACUACAUCGAGUUCACACGCAUCCUCAAACACGGGGCAAAGGACAAAGACGACUGAAAGAACUUCAAAUUCCAGCCAAACGUUCCUUGUUGCCACUUGGGUAGUUCUUGCAGAACCUGUUGCAUGCUCUCUGCAUUUUACAGCUUUUUGCCUUUCUUGUUUUGUAUUUAUUCUCAGCCAUUUGGGCUUAUGUAUCUUUAUAAUCAGAGUGGAAAUGGGACUUUUUGUCAUUUUCAGAAUAGAAAAUAAGGUAAUUUAACCUACAACUGGUCUUGUCCCUCCCUAACUACAGCCACAGAGUCAGUAUAUUUUUUCAGAGAAAGUUAUUCACUCAAUUUUUUCUGAACAAUUAAACUUUAUGAUAAAAUA
This is a messenger RNA of Nannospalax galili (Upper Galilee mountains blind mole rat), 990 nucleotides long. Its product is annotated as myosin regulatory light polypeptide 9. Gene Ontology annotation, cellular component: cytoplasm. The record is from RefSeq and is a predicted model, not a curated record. Gene Ontology annotation, molecular function: calcium ion binding. Bases 160 to 678 code for a protein of 172 amino acids. The transcript is spliced from 4 exons. Lineage: Eukaryota; Metazoa; Chordata; Mammalia; Rodentia; Spalacidae. Gene Ontology annotation, biological process: platelet aggregation.